Molecule: messenger RNA, 672 nt
Organism: Chaetomium strumarium
Lineage: Eukaryota; Fungi; Ascomycota; Sordariomycetes; Sordariales; Chaetomiaceae
Product: ERV/ALR sulfhydryl oxidase domain-containing protein
Exons: 2
Coding region: 1-672 (223 amino acids)
Cellular component (GO): mitochondrion
Molecular function (GO): flavin-dependent sulfhydryl oxidase activity; flavin adenine dinucleotide binding
Source: RefSeq, a predicted model, not a curated record
AUGGCGCGACGACAGCAUCUCACGCUAACCUUGGUGGCGGUUAUGGUAUUCGUGGGCCUAAUAUACGUAAUGUCAGGCAGCUCGAAUACUCAGCGAUACCCGACAAGGAUACCGAGCGGCUUUGAGAGCAAGCCGGAACAUCGAAGCCACGAGGGUAGCGGCAGCGUCAGAGACAGUGACAGUGACAGUGUGAGCGUCAGCAACCCAGCCUCCAGCAUCUCAGACACCAUCCUCAAUGGCGGCUCCAUUGCGCCCAAGCUUGAGAAUGCAACAAUAAAAGCCGAAUUAGGCCGGGCCUCCUGGAAGCUCUUCCACACCAUGAUGGCACGCUUCCCGGAGAAACCGACGCCCGACGAUAGCCUCGCCUUGAAGACGUACAUUCAGCUGUUUGCGCGCCUCUAUCCGUGCGGCGACUGCGCCUCUCACUUCCAGAAGCUGCUCAAGAAAUACCCACCCCAGACAAGCAGCCGGAAUGCGGCCGCAGGGUGGGCCUGCUUCGUACAUAACGAGGUUAACAAGCGGCUGAAGAAAGAGCAGUUUGAUUGCAACAAGAUCGGGGACUUCUAUGACUGUGGCUGCGGGGAGGAGGACGGGAAGAAGAAGAUAGAUGAGUUGAAGGAAAGAAAUGGCGUAACUCUGGAGAAGGAGGAGGGCUUGACAAGGGGAGGGUGA